UUCUUCCUAUAGCGCUGCUUGGCGCUGUAGAUAAAGGACGCGGCGUUUCGUGUUGGAACAAGACGAUAGUUGCCCAUUUCAAGUCGCUGGAAUCUGACAGAGCUGAACAGCCCGGUGGUUGAAUGAAGCGCGGACUGUAGUGUUUGCGUCAGGCGCGUUAUUCUCCAUCGGAGUACAUACAGAGUUGAGGACAGGCGCACUUGUCCGCUGUGUCUCGGACUCUAUAUGGAGGGAUGUCGGAAUGGCUUGCACCAGGAGAACCAAAACUUUGGUGUCUACGUGUGUGAUACUAAGUGGCAUGACCAACAUAGUGUGUCUUUUGUACGUCGGAUGGGUGACUAAUUACAUCGCUAAUGUGUACAUCAAAGUGCCGAUGCCUGUCCCAGCCAAAAAGUUGGAGGGCGACAGGAAAGGAGAAACUCUGCGGAUUAUAGAGCGACUGGAUCGGCUGGAGAAUGUGGUUAAUCAGCACAUACAAGAGUCCCCGCUGAAAGGAGAUGACAAUCAGCUAGAUCGAUCUUUUUCCGACUCGUCCUUGUUCAACCACUGGGGCCAGGAUCUGGGGCCAGAGAGCCGCAGAGUGGCCCUCAAGAUGUUUCAGUAUUACGGCUACAACGGUUACCUCAGCGACCGCCUCUCCAUGGACAGACCCAUCCCAGACUACAGACCUGAAGGGUGCAAAAACAUGUCUUACCCGUCCAACCUUCCGCAGGUUAGUAUAGUCUUCAUCUUUGUGAACGAGGCACUCUCAGUCAUUCUGCGCUCCAUACAUUCGGCAAUGAACAGAACCCCACGCCACCUACUCAAAGAGAUCAUACUGGUAGAUGACAACAGCGAUAACGAUGAGUUAAAGGAGAAAUUACAGGACUUUGUCAAGGAGACCAACGCCAAGCAGCCCGGUUUCAUUAAAAUGGUGCGGCACAGUAAGCAGGAGGGGCUGAUCCGCUCACGUGUGAGUGGCUGGAGAGCUGCCUCUGCCCCUGUGGUGGCCCUGUUUGACGCCCACGUAGAGUUCAACACUGGCUGGGCUCAGCCUAUUCUCCAAAGGAUCAAAGAAGACAGAACCAGAAUUAUAUCUCCAUCUUUUGACAACAUCAAAUACGACACAUUUGAGAUUGAGGAGUACCCACUCUCCGCUCAGGGCUUUGACUGGGAACUGUGGUGCCGGUAUCUGAACCCACCAAAAUCCUGGUGGAACUUGAAAAACAGCUCUGCUCCAAUCAGGAGUCCGGCCCUGAUUGGCUGCUUUGUGGUGGACAGGGAGUACUUCGCAGAGAUCGGUCUGCUGGAUGAAGGCAUGGAGAUUUACGGAGGAGAGAAUGUGGAGCUGGGUGUGAGGGUGUGGCAGUGUGGAGGAAGUGUGGAGGUGUUGCCCUGUGCCCGUAUCGCCCAUAUUGAGCGCGCCCACAAACCCUACACCGAGGAUCUCACUGCCCACGUGCGCAGAAAUGCUCUGAGAGUGGCUGAAGUGUGGAUGGAUGAGUUUAAAAGCCACGUCUACAUGGCCUGGAACAUUCCACAAGAGCUGAGAAACUCUCUGAAGACUGACUUGUGUCUCGACCAAGGGCCAGAUACUGACAACAUUCCCAUCCUUUACCUUUGUCACGGGAUGUCACCUCAGAAUGUAUACUACACCAGCACUCAGCAGUUAUUCGUGGGCAUCUUGAGCCCCACCAUUGACGAUGAUGACAACAAGUGCCUGGUUGAUGUGAACGGCCGGCCACGGCUCACUGAGUGCAGCUAUGCUGUGGCUAAACGCAUGAAGCUCCACUGGCAUUUUACUCAGGGAGGCUCCAUCCAGAAUACAAAGUCAAAGCGAUGCCUUGAACUCGUGAAGAACAAUGACAAUGAGUUUGGAUAUCAGCUGAUGCUCCAAAAAUGCACUGGCCAGAACUGGAUCAUAACCAAUAUGAUGCCUGGUAGCACCUUAUGAUGUUACCGUUGAGACUGAAGAAUAUGUGGAUCUGGGUGGACUGCAAUGACGAAUGAUGACAAGCUCAAGCACCUGUAUGUCUCUGACUUUGACAUCAUAUGAUAAAUGUUAAACAUUUUUCCUAGCUACUAUACUUGUGCAUACUGAUAAGACACAUUUGGCAGAUAUUGCAUUGUGUAUUUAUGAGGUUCUACGCUGUACUGAGAUUUAUUUUGUGCAAGGUAUACUUGGUUUUGUCUUGACUUGAAGGUUGCACCGGCUCCAAUGCACACACUGAAGCCAUACUUGCUACUAUGUAGCAAAGCUUUGGCAACGUUCUUGCUGUAUUUCUUUCUAGUGUCUCAGGUUUGUAGGUUGAGAUUAUUUUGAAAUAACUCUGUACAUUUUUGGGACAUGCCAAUAUGUUGGAACAUAUCUAGAUUCAAUCAACUGUUUUAUAUCAACAUGUAUAGUAAAUAUUCUCAGUAUUUAUAAUUAAUGGCAGUAAAAAGAACAAAUGCUAAGGCAAUUUGUGAGUUCUGCUGAUCUAAAUUUU
Sinocyclocheilus rhinocerous is the source of this 2468-nucleotide messenger RNA. RefSeq names its product polypeptide N-acetylgalactosaminyltransferase 18-like. NCBI's taxonomy places the organism in Eukaryota, Metazoa, Chordata, Actinopteri, Cypriniformes, Cyprinidae. Gene Ontology annotation, molecular function: polypeptide N-acetylgalactosaminyltransferase activity. Gene Ontology annotation, biological process: protein O-linked glycosylation. The record is from RefSeq and is a predicted model, not a curated record. Bases 242 to 1933 code for a protein of 563 amino acids. Gene Ontology annotation, cellular component: Golgi apparatus. The transcript has 10 exons.